UGCUUUUGCGGGGUGUGGUCAUGUGACGGAGUUCAUGGUUAAGCUUUAAAGAGUCGGUUCUGUUGUUGCGGAAAUGGUGCGGAUACAUUGAAGAUAUACACAGGUUUCAAAUGUCUGAUAACAUUCACAAGGACUUCCUUGCUCCCGAGGAGCCUUUUCCAGUGCUCUUGCAGCAGGGAAACCUCAGUGAAGAUGGCACACUAGAUGUUAGUGACUUUGGCUGUCGGUUGUCCUCUUGUCAUCGGACAAACCCACUACACCGCUUCCACAGCAACAGAUGGAACCUGACCUCAUGUGGUACCAGUGUGGCAAGUUCUGAGUGCAGUGAGGAACUCUUUUCUUCUGUGUCUGUGGGGGACCAAGAUGACUGCUUCUCUCUGCUGGAUGAUCAGGAGCUCACGUCUUUUGAAUUCUUUCCAGAAGGAAGUGUCUGCAGUGAUGUAUCCUCUUCCAUCAGCACAUACUGGGACUGGUCUGACAGUGAGUUUGAGUGGCAGUUGCCAGGAAGUGAUAUUGCCAGUGGUAGUGACGUACUCUCUGACAUCAUACCCAGCAUACCAAGUUCGCCUUGCCUUGUAUCAAAACACAAGACCAAACCUCAUAGAAACCUGGAUGAAUUGCCCUGGAGUUCCAUGACCAACGAUGAACAGGUGGAGUAUAUUGAGUAUUUAAGCCGGAAAGUGAGUACAGAAAUGGGGCUGCGGGAGCAACUGGACAUAAUUAAAAUAAUUGAUCCAAACGCUCAGAUUUCUCCAACCGACAGUGAGUUCAUCAUUGAGCUGAACUGCCUCACAGAUGAUAAACUAAAGCAGGUAAGAAACUACAUCAAGGAUCACAGUCCACGUCAAAGGCCUGCAGGUAUGCGAGACAGCUGGAAGAGAAAUGUCCCCAGCAGUUCCAGUGCUGUAAGUGUGCAAAGUAGCAGCAAUGUCAGCAUGGUUAGUAGCACCAGCAGCAGCACUGGAUCAGUAAGUUCCCAUUCAUCCACAAGCAUCAGUUGCUCUCACAGUGAUGGCAAUUUAGCUUCUGUGGCUGAGCGCAUCAGAGAUUCUAAGAAACGCUCUAAACAGAGAAAACUGCAGCAGAAGGCUCUGCGUAAAAGACAUCUAAAAGAACAGAGGCAGGCUCGCAAGGAAAGACUGAGUGGUCUGUUCCUCAAUGAAGAAGUCUUGUCCCUUAAAGUCACUGAAGAGGAUGACCAUGGUGAUGACGUAGACAUCCUAAUGUGAUUAAAACAAAUUAUUCAUA
Messenger RNA from Clarias gariepinus (North African catfish), 1248 nucleotides. It is a transcript of the gene fam199x, whose product is annotated as family with sequence similarity 199, X-linked. Bases 111 to 1229 code for a protein of 372 amino acids. NCBI's taxonomy places the organism in Eukaryota, Metazoa, Chordata, Actinopteri, Siluriformes, Clariidae. The record is from RefSeq and is a predicted model, not a curated record. The transcript is spliced from 7 exons.